Messenger RNA from Microsporum canis CBS 113480, 1413 nucleotides. Its product is annotated as serine hydroxymethyltransferase. NCBI's taxonomy places the organism in Eukaryota, Fungi, Ascomycota, Eurotiomycetes, Onygenales, Arthrodermataceae. The coding region runs from base 1 to 1413 and encodes 470 amino acids. The transcript is spliced from 4 exons. Gene Ontology annotation, molecular function: serine binding; zinc ion binding; cobalt ion binding. Gene Ontology annotation, biological process: folic acid metabolic process; L-serine catabolic process; tetrahydrofolate interconversion. Gene Ontology annotation, cellular component: cytoplasm. The record is from RefSeq and is a predicted model, not a curated record.
AUGUCUACCUACGCCCUCUCUCAGGCUCAUCGUGAGCAAAUGGAAAAAUCCCUUGUGGACUCUGAUCCAGAGAUCGCCGAGAUCAUGGAAAAAGAGAUCAAGCGUCAACGGGAAUCCAUCCUUCUCAUUGCCUCUGAGAAUGUGACCUCGCGAGCUGUCUUCGAUGCUCUGGGCUCCCCCAUGUCGAACAAGUAUUCAGAGGGAUACCCUGGAGCCCGUUACUAUGGCGGAAACCAGCACAUUGACUCCCUCGAGCUUACCUGCCAGCGCAGAGCUCUCAAGGCUUUCAACCUGGACCCCGAGAAAUGGGGAGUCAACGUCCAGUGUCUCAGUGGAAGCCCUGCCAAUCUCCAGGUCUACCAGGCCUUGAUGAGACCUCAUGACAGACUCAUGGGUUUGGACCUGCCACACGGCGGCCAUCUGAGUCACGGUUAUCAGACUCCUACUAAGAAAAUCUCUGCUGUCUCCACUUACUUUGAGACUUUCCCAUACCAGGUCAACCUCGAGACUGGCAUAAUUGACUAUGACUUGCUUGAGUCCAAUGCUAAGCUCUACAGACCAAAGUGUCUUGUUGCCGGUACUUCUGCCUACUGCCGUCUUAUCGACUAUGCCAGAAUGAGGAAGAUUGCCGACUCCGUUGGUGCCUAUCUCAUUGUCGACAUGGCUCACAUUUCCGGCCUCAUUGCUGCCGGUGUCAUUCCAUCUCCAUUUGAACACGCCGAUGUUGUUACCACCACUACCCACAAGUCUCUCCGUGGACCCCGAGGAGCCAUGAUCUUCUUCCGCAAGGGCGUUAGAAGCACCGAUAAGAACGGUAAGGAGAUCAUGUAUGACCUCGAGAACCCAAUCAACUUCUCCGUCUUCCCCGGCCAUCAGGGUGGCCCCCACAACCACACCAUCACCGCCUUGGCCGUUGCCCUCAAGCAGGUCGAUACCCCCGAGUUCAAGCAAUACCAAGAACAAGUCCUCAAGAACGCCAAGGCUGUCGAGGAAGAGCUGAAGAAACUUGGACACACACUCGUUGCUGACGGAACUGACAGCCACAUGGUCCUCCUCGACCUAAGGCCCAAGGGUCUCGAUGGUGCUCGUGUUGAAGCCGUCCUCGAGCAAAUCAACAUUACCUGCAACAAGAACUCUAUCCCAGGAGACAAGUCUGCCCUGACCCCAUGCGGUCUCAGAAUCGGCGCUCCGGCCAUGAGCUCUCGUGGUAUGGGCGAGGAAGAUUUCAAGCGCAUCACCCGCUACAUCGACACCGCCAUCAAUAUCUGCAAGGAUGUCCAGAGCAAGCUGCCCAAGGAGGCCAACAAGCUCAAGGACUUCAAGGCCAAGGUCGCCGAUGACUCCGUCAAGGAAAUUGUUGAGCUCAGAAAGGAGAUCGCCGAAUGGGCCAGCACUUUCCCUCUCCCAGUCUAA